Messenger RNA from Salmo salar (Atlantic salmon), 6714 nucleotides. Lineage: Eukaryota; Metazoa; Chordata; Actinopteri; Salmoniformes; Salmonidae. The record is from RefSeq and is a predicted model, not a curated record.
GCCAGAGUGAGAGAGAACGUCCUCCAGCUGUGUGCAAGGACAUGCUCCUUGAAUGUUAAAACUACUUUGCUGCUGUUUCAAGCAUCUUGCGUGACAGGGGAACAGGGUCAACAGUCGAUUUGAGGUUUCGACUUUGGGAUAAGCGCGUGUUUUGCGUUUAUACACUGAAUUACGUUUUGAAACGUCGGCGUGGCACGAAUUUGAAGAAGUUGCCAAAAGUUUUCAAAAACUGAAAACUCCAGUCGGAUCGACAGCGGAGUAGAUAAUAUGAUCCUUCAAUGAGACCAGCUCCCUCUCCAAUAAGAGGAUGGAGUCUUACAUCCGUGGAGGAUGGUGGCGAUGGAUGUUCCGUAACGUCCUGCCAGUCGCCCUGCUGUGGAUGUCCCUGCAAAGACAAGCAGUGUUGAGCUGUAGUAACUCCAACUGCGUUGUGGUGCUCACGGACUCCCAGGGUACCUUUACCUCCCCCUGCUACCCCCAAGUGUACCCCAAAAGUCAGGCCUGCAAGUGGACUCUGCAGGCCCCGGCUGGAUUCAUUGUGCAAAUAACCUUCUUCGACUUUGAUCUCGAGGAGGCCCUGGGGUGCAUCUAUGACCGCGUCAUUGUCAACACCGGAAACCAAGAUAUGAAAUUUUGUGGCUUGACAGCCAACGGACUGACACUAAACUCCACCGGCAAUGUGAUGGAGAUGUCAUUUAACUCAGACUUUAGCGUCCAAAAGAAAGGAUUCAAUGUCAGUUACAGGCAAGUUGCCGUGGCGCUGAGGAAUCAGAAGGUCAUGUUGCCAAACGGCAAUGGCAAAGUGGUCAAGGUCUCCAAUUCAGUGACCAUACCGACCAUUCAGCAGUUCACCGUGUGCUUUGAGGUAGCCCGCUCCAACCAAAAGAACAAGGAAACCAUCUUCUCUUACACCCGGCUAGAGGACAGCAGUGGUGAUGAAGCCCUAAGUUUCGGAAUGAACCAGGAUGGAAUGGCACUGGUCAUGAGUAACGAGACAUGUCUGGUAGACUCUAUCCUCAAUCCCUCGGACUUCACCUCCACCAUGAAGCCAUUCUGUCUCACAUGGGCCUCCACCACAGGCAAGGUGGCCCUUUACUACAACAGCAACUACCGGACCAAGACCUGCUCUAACACAAGUGGGCGCUUGGUGGGGGCCGGGGGCCUUUUCAGGCUGGGGGGUAAGAAUAGCUUCGAUGGGAGCAUCUAUAACUUCCGCCUAUGGGAUAGCGCCAUGAGCAGGACACAGUUGGCCGCCCUCACCUGUGACGCCGUUGGCAACGUCAUCGACUGGGACAACAGCUUCUGGGACAUCCCCUCUUCACUGGCACAGACGGACAGAACACUGAGCUGCAUCUGUUUCCCACAUUGCAUACACUUAACAACAGCUGUUCCAUCUAGUGGUACCUCUGUACCCAUCUAUACAUCACACACCACCAGCUGUUCCUCUCCUGGACUGGACUGCCCAGCAACAUUAACUCCUACCAGCUCAUCCAUUGUCACCACUAACAUGAUUUCUACUAAUUCAACAACCCACGUUCUCUCUGCUACCACUUCAUCUGCCACAACUACUAGCAUGCCUCUAACUUCCAGCUCAACAACUGUUCAAACCACUACCCCGACCACUACUGCAGGAACUAAUGUUCCAACAUUACCCAGCACAACCACUGUUACUCAAACCGUUAUCCCAUCUGCAGCAGCCGCUACUAACACAACUCUAUUCUACAGCACAACCAAUGCACCGACAGCUUCUGCUACUACUUUUGUUUCAAACCCAGCUACGACUAACUCACCUACCACUAACAACACAGUGCAUGCCACUACUACACCACCGUCCUCGACUAACCUGUCUUCUACUGUCUUGUCCACCAACAUCAUUACCCUGGAGGGUCUUUUCUACAGGAUCUCCUUUCUUGUCAAUGACAAGGAGGCCGAAGUAAGAGAGUCUGAUGUUGAGAAAACUGUUGCACAAUGGCUCAAUCAAACGUUCCAAAACUGGACACACAUGGUCUAUGUCGCUAAUGUCAGUGUCCAACCUAGCAGUGACUUACAGCUAGAGAGUAAAAGAUACACCUGCCAGGCCCUGCUGGUCUACAAGACCACCACCAACGUGACCCUGGGAGAAGCUGCCAUCUCCACCAGGAUGGGCAGAAGCGGCGCCAGCAUCAGCAACGGACUGGAGCUAGACACUGUCGCCGUGCAGUCUAUCGAGAACUGCACAGGGGAAACUCCCAUCCAUUACAUCUGGCCAGAGAGCAGACCAACGGUCACUCAGUACAUCCCUUGUUUCCCCAACAAAGACCAGACUGCAUCCAGAACAUGUGUGAUCAGCCCCCUGAAUUACACAGCGUUUUGGGGCGCCCCAGACCUCAGCAAUUGCAUUGAUAUCGAUACCAUCAAAGUGUCAGCAGAGAAUGCUGCCGAAGUCGCCGUCCAGCUUGAUGACAUCACCAACAACGAGCUCUCCACAGACGAGGUGUUCAAGGUGGUGGGAAAGGUUAAGGAGCUGGUCAAAGUGGCUAAGAUCAACACCCCUCUGGCCAAAACCGUAGUUAGCAUCCUCUCUAACGUGAUGACCAGCUCCGUGUCAGCCCUGGCUGCAGCCUCAGAGUGGACAUUGAAGACGGUGGAUGAGCUGGUUCAGAAGAUAGAGUUUGAUGGGCCUACAGAAAACAUAACCUCUAAAAAUCUGGCUCUGGGAAUUUCAGCCCUCAACUACAGCAAGUUCAAUGGGACCUCCUUCAGUGCCUUCAUACACCCCAACACCACAGACCUCCAGAUUGCCUUUAAGUCGGAUCAGCUGAACCCCCUGGCUCAGGUCACACUGCCAGCUACACUGCUCAACAACCUGACCCUGACCAAUGCUGAGAUCGCUGCUGUCUCCAGGAUCAACUUCAUGUUCUUCCGCAAAACAGGACUGUUCCAGGAUAAACAGGACGGGCUAUAUCUUAACAGCUAUGUUGUGGCCAGCAGUGUGGGCAAUUACUCCAUCAGUAACCUGCAGGAUCCCGUGGAGAUCGAGAUAGUACACCUGAACUACCAGACAAAACCAAAGCCAACCUGCGUGUUCUGGGAUUUCACCAUGAAGAAUGGUGCAGGUGGCUGGAACAGUAAAGGCUGCAGGGUUAAUCCCAUGUCCAAUAGAAACAAGACUAUCUGCCUCUGUGAUCAUCUCACACACUUUGGCAUCCUAAUGGAUAUCUCUGGAUCCGCUGCACAGAUUGAUGAGAAAAACACCAAGAUUCUCACUUUUAUCACCUACAUCGGAUGUGGCAUAUCGGCCAUCUUUUCUGCUGCAACGCUUAUGACUUAUAUUGCCUUUGAGAAGUUACGUCGUGACUACCCCUCUAAGAUCCUGAUGAACCUGAGCACGUCGCUGCUGUUCCUCAACAUGGUGUUCCUAUUGGAUGGCUGGCUGGCUUCCUUCGAUGUGGAGGGCCUGUGUGUAGCCGUGGCCAUCUUCCUCCACUUCUUCCUGCUCACAUCCUUCACCUGGAUGGGCCUCGAGUCCAUCCACAUGUACAUCGCCCUGGUCAAAGUCUUCAACACCUACAUCCGGAGGUACAUCCUCAAGUUCUGCAUCGUCGGCUGGGGUCUGCCUGCUGUGAUAGUGGCCAUAGUGGUAGCUUUUGACAGAAACUCCUAUGGGAAAAUGCAGUAUGGAAAGGGGGAGACUGGACAAGGCUCUUCUGAAUUCUGUUGGAUCCGGAGCCAGGUGGUGUUCUAUGUGACGUGUGUGGGCUACUUCUCUGUCCUCUUCCUCCUGAACGUCGCCAUGUUCAUCGUGGUUAUGAUCCAGAUCUGCGGUCGUAACGGGAAGCGCAGCAACCGCACACUGCGUGAGGAAGUGCUGAGGAACCUGAGGAGCGUCAUCAGUCUCACCUUCCUCCUGGGCAUGACCUGGGGCUUCGCCUUCUUCGCCUGGGGACCCGUCAACCUGGCCUUCAUGUACCUCUUCUCCAUCUUCAACUCACUGCAGGGUACAGGGCCUCCCUAUGGUUUAUUCAUCUUCAUAUUCCACUGUGCACUGAAGGAGAAUGUCCAGAAACAGUGGAGGAGAUACUUGUGUUUUGGCAGAUUCCGCCUGUCAGACAACUCAGAAUGCAGCAAGACAGCCACUAACAACACCAAAAAGGCCAGCUCAGACACCGUGAGGAAGUCCCUGUCCUCCAGUUCUUUUGGCUCCAGUACAGCAAACUGGACUUCCAAGGCUAAAGCAACUCUAAACCCCUUUGCAAAGCGCAGCAGGAAUGCAGAUGUAGCCCACCAAUAGCACGAAGGAGAACCUCCUGAGGUAAAGGUUACUCCAACCAGACCAAUGCUAAAACUGUCUCCUCAGAGGGUGAGGACUCCUCCUCCAUCAUUCCCGUGCACCAGGUCAUUGACAAGGUCAAAGGUUACUGCUCGGUGCGCUCCGACAACUUCUACAAGAACAUUAUCAUGUCGGACACCUUCAGCCACAGCACCAAGUUCUAGACCACCCAGCACUUCUCUUCCUCUUCCUCCUCCUGCUGCUGCUAGCCCCUAACCCUGGGUGAUCUCCCCAGUCCACAAUGUCACCCCAGGGUUGUAGCCUCCAGAGCAGCAGGACGGUAGCUAGUAGUAUGAAUAUGUGUAUACUGUACAAAAUUUGACUCAAUCUGCUGGUCCAGUCAGUACUGAAAAGAGAAAUGUUGAAAUGUAUAGUUCUAUAGAAAAGAAACGGGAGAAGCAGAGAAUGGAGUUUGCAAUGUACAUACUGUGAUGCUAAUCUUCAACUGGCUAUGUGUUGUGUUAUUAUUGAUGGUAUAUCUAAUAGGCCCCCGUAUAAUUGCUUCUCAGUUUGUGUUGCACAUGCCUAGGGUUCUCAGCAGGGUUAUCCUUUCCUGUACAGAAAUAUCAUCCAUUUUAGCUGUUCCGUUCUCAUUAUGCAGUCUGUAGAAUGAACGAAAAACAUCAAAUCUGGACUAAAUGUUCAGGCAUAGGCCUAUAUUUCAGACCCAAAGACUAACAUGAGGGAGUUUUUAAAAGCUGUAGCAUUGUCAAUGUGUGUUGAAAAUGGAACGGGUUUAGGUGGAGUUGUAAUUUGUAGUCGUCUGUUUGUGAAUCUUGUGUGUGCUUUUAGCUGGAAAGCAAUAUUAUUCUCCUUUACAGUGCCUUACAUGAGGAUGUUUUGCAUAAAGUGCUUACUUUAUCUUGGUCAGCCUAUCAACAUCAUCAUCAACACUAUGAUGAAAUGAUUUUUCAUGUAUAUUUUUUAAAUAUUAAGCUUCAGAUGCUCUACUACUGAAUAACACAUGCAGAAAGGAAUGUGUAGAAUUGGUCCAUUAAUUUCUACUUCAUUUUGUUAACUUUGACUGAGGACAACCUCUGUGGGUGAUCUGUGUGUCAAGUGUAAUUUCUCUGACUGUUCUAUGGAUAGAGGUUACCAAACCCCAACCAUUAAACCUGGAUAUGGUAAGGUAGGCCUAGAUUCAGUCCGUAUCGCGGAAGAUCCGCGCUAUAGCGCGAAUGAAAUUUCAAGGCAAUGUUUCGGCAUUCACGGAGACGGCGUUCAUGGUAAACACAGCAUAUGUUGGCGCAAUCGGAAAUUUCCUUUACAUUUUACUUGCGCUAUAACGUUUAUCUUCUGCGAUACGGAUUGAAUCCAGUUCAUAGUUUCAUAAACAUUCCACAUUGAAUCAUUUCACAAUAGAGCAACUCACAGCACAAUGUUUAGUACAGUACUGAUUGAAAAGGGACUACAAACACUGACAUUAUUUGUUCAUCCAAGUUAAUGCCAACAUUUGUAAGCAGCUAAAUGUUAAUCUGCUCUUCAUUGUUGCUUUACUUCACUUAGUCUUCUUUUCCCACCAAUAGGGGAACUGAAUAUAUUGCGUUGUGGUAAAUGUUGCUGUGUGAGCUAUUGUUUUGCGUUUGUGAAGCAAUGGAACAAUUUUGUUGUUUUACUGUAUCUUUAUAUUUAUUUCUAUAGAGCUUUUUACAUUUGUUGUUCAUCUUGAAUCCCCAAUGCCAGUGGAUCAGGACUAUGCCCAUAGAUAGAUAGAUAGAUAGAUAGAUAGAUUUGGAGAGAUGCAGCUUGGCGGCAAAACAAAGCAUUGAUCUUGACCUGGGCAGGCGAACAGGGCCAGUUAUAUUUUGGAAGCAGUCAGAGCUCUCAAUUGUUAUUUUCCAGCAUCAAGAAAAUAAUUGAAACAUCGCGAAAGAAAUUCCCUCGGCCCGAAUUUGUUAUGAUAGAGACAUUGCUUGGAAAGGUUCUCGUGUUGAACAUAUUUGGGGUCUUCAAUUCAAGAAUGUGUGGGGGGGGAUUAUAAAGUGGUUUGAGCUAAUACGAUGUAGUUCUCAGCUUUACUUUGAAUUAGAUCAUGACUGCGCUGCCAUCAUCUUUAUAGAUAUUUGCAUAAAAUAUUCCAAAUGAUCCUCUAGGUUAUAUCUUAUCUAGUUCUAUCAAUGCAGAGGGAAUCCAGACGUGAUUUGUUUCUGAUUCAUUUGUACAUGUCUCUAUUAAUUUAAUAGGGACACAGAGCUAGAAAAUCACUAUGGCUACAUCCAAACCAACACUGUUCCUUAGUGUUCACUCUGAUGAAUGUGGCUGGUCUGGCUGUAUUCCAAAACAUUUUCCAGACCCUGUUGUUUGUUUUUCCACAACUCCUGACAAUAAUAUAUUUUCAUGAAGCUGUCUCUAUGUCUCAACAGCAUUGACGAGUUGUGUCUCACCAAUAAAGGGAAUGAAAAGUA